This is a messenger RNA of Aspergillus candidus, 1400 nucleotides long. RefSeq names its product WSC domain-containing protein. The record is from RefSeq and is a predicted model, not a curated record. NCBI's taxonomy places the organism in Eukaryota, Fungi, Ascomycota, Eurotiomycetes, Eurotiales, Aspergillaceae. The transcript is spliced from 2 exons. The coding region runs from base 227 to 1099 and encodes 290 amino acids.
UUCAAUUUAUCUCUGUCUCUCUCUUGACGUUGCAUGUCUGUCGUUUUGUUUCAUUGACUCUAACUGAUUCAUUCAAUUCAUUUCCAUUUCCAAUUUGUAUACUCUUCAUUCAUUCACUCUACCGACCAAAACAACACAUCCCACACACUCCUUCCACCCAGAUCAUUCAACUGUGUUGAAUCAUCCAAAAUAAACACUCAAAAAGAUAAAACAAACAAACACAAAAAUGACGAGCAAAGUCCUCUCCCUGGCUUUCAUUUCCCUCGCCCUUUCCACCGGCACAUCAGCCUCCAUCCGCCAAGGUUGUUACAACAGCGCAGGGGACCUCCAAUUGAUCGGCUCCGACGCAGCCCCCAAAGAGACCUCCUACCUGUCGCCAGCAACAUGCCAGCAGACGUGCAAGAAGCUCAACCACCAAGUCUUUGCCCUGCAUGAUGCCAACAAAUGCUACUGUGGCGACGAACUGCCUCCCUUCGCGGCCAUGGUCGCCAACUCGGAGUGCGAUGAGGAUUGUGCCGGAUAUCCGGGCUUAAACUGCGGCGGAAAAUCAGCCUGGACAGUCCAAUCCAGCACGAUCGCAGUCCACCACCAACCCGAACCCAAGCUCCGCCUCCACAAACGCACCUCGCCCAUCCCUGCAAAAGACGACGAAGAAGACGACGGCGACAUCUCCCACAUCAUCACCGCCUCCGACGACGCCGACUACGAACCGGGCCACACCCUCAGCGUGAACCCGACCAUCGUGCAAACAGGCGGCAGCGCACCCCCCUCCAAGAGCGGCAGUGCCAAAGAAAACAACAAAAGCCCAGAAGAACCCGUGCAAACGAGCAUCCUGACCGCGCCGACAGCUGCGCCCGCGAAGGACGGAGCAGGAGAAGGUAUGGCGCGCGUUGCGGCGUCGUCGACGAUGGUGCCCGUUGCGUCUGGGACGGCUUCGCCCUCCAGUUCUUCGGCGCCUUCGUCGGGUUCGGGGUCCGGGUCGGGCUCGGGGUCGUCCGCUUCGAGCUCCCCGUCGGCGAGUCCCGGUGCGGGGAGCCGGAAUGGGGUGUUGCUUGGGGCGAUGGUCUUGCCUGUUGUUAUUGGUGGUUGGCUUGCGUAAAUAUCCUGCACUCUUUGUUCUUCCUUCGGUAUUCUUUCUGAAGGGGCGAGCAUCGCUACCGAAUGGGAAGAUAAGGGUUAUGUGCAGAUGACAGGGCUUCUUAACCUUGGCUAUCUGUUGGCCGUGUGUCCCUGGUGGAUGCAUGGUGGGAUCUAUUCCAACCGCUGGUCGGCUGGUUGGAUCCUACACUCCUACUAUGUCUGGUAGGAGUUAGUAUAGUAUGUACUGUACAAAUACCGGAGAAUAACUCCACGACACUCGCUACAUAAUCAUAUUCCACUGGAUGGAUUCAACAUCGAAC